Messenger RNA from Stylophora pistillata, 870 nucleotides. RefSeq names its product dynein light chain Tctex-type protein 2B. Gene Ontology annotation, cellular component: cytoplasm; cytoplasmic dynein complex. The record is from RefSeq and is a predicted model, not a curated record. Gene Ontology annotation, molecular function: dynein intermediate chain binding. Gene Ontology annotation, biological process: microtubule-based movement. NCBI's taxonomy places the organism in Eukaryota, Metazoa, Cnidaria, Anthozoa, Scleractinia, Pocilloporidae.
GAAGGCCUGUCACUACUUCUGAUGCAAGCGAAACGAAAGUUUGCGUGGUCCUCAAAACGCUCGAGAUAGAGGGAUAUUUAAAGGAGGAUUAAAGCACACGAACAGGAAACGAAGGAUUCGUUCUGGAAGCUAUAGGGACAAUAAAUAAGCGGUAAACUUGCGACGAGCCGAAAGAAGGCGUGAAGGAGGUGUGUUUACCCGAGGCAUGUACAGACUGUGACAUGGAGUCAAAUAUCUCCACGUUAAAGAUCGCUCAGGAGUUCGAAGGGAAAACUCUUGCAAAGAACACUGCUAUGCGUAGAAGAAGGCAUUCAUUGUUUGAGACAGAAGAGAUACCCAUGAUACGAGAGGGAGACCAUGGUGUUGCCGUCAUGACCCAUGCUGAUUAUCCGUUGCGUAGUCGCUCGAAAUCCCUUCCGUUGGAACCUAGACAGCCUAAGAUUUCAUUUGGAUUCAUGCAAGAAAACGUCAGAAGGGUUCUCCAAGAGGUUUUAGAGAGUAAACUGAAAGGAAGAAGUUAUGUGGCCAGCGAAUGUGCGGCGUUAUCACGAGAACUAGUAAACAUUCUGCGCGAGAAAGUUGUAGCGCUCGAUAUGAACAAGUACAAAUUUAUUUGUACUUGCUGCAUUACGCAGAAACUCAAACCGCCCCUUGCCAUACAGAGUGGCUGUGCCUGGGAUGAAAGUGCCAUAGGGAUUGAUAUGGACGGUUUUACUGAAUUUGUCUACAAGAACGACGAUCUCAUCGCAGUUGCAACGGUUUAUGGAGUCCACGCUCAGAAGAGGACGGAAAGAGAAAGGUACUUAAAGAGUAUCAAAGGAUCCAUUUACUCGCCUAUCCCAGAGUAAAUCUCCCAAAGAAACUUUACCU